Messenger RNA from Chondrus crispus (carragheen), 2423 nucleotides. RefSeq lists its product as hypothetical. The transcript has 4 exons. Gene Ontology annotation, molecular function: protein binding. Lineage: Eukaryota; Rhodophyta; Florideophyceae; Gigartinales; Gigartinaceae. The record is from RefSeq and is a predicted model, not a curated record. The coding region runs from base 1 to 2358 and encodes 785 amino acids.
AUGAUCGCCCCCACCGCACUCCUUUUGCCGAAGGCUAUGCGCACGGCCUCAGGACCGCGGGGCAUCUUCCACCCAUUUUCGGUCCGGAAAACACAGACACCAACCCUAUCAAAGUGCCUCUCGCUGUCCCCUCCUCCGCCACCCCGCCCCGCCCCCCUCUCCACCAGCUUGGUUAACGCCCAUAUUGCACCAACCGCUAUCGCAAUCAUUUUAUCCUUCGUGUGUGACUGCGCCCACCCCCAACCUUCAGUCUCAGAAACGUCCUCACUAGCCCGAUGGCUUCGCCGUCGCACCCUUCCUCACGCUUCACAGAGCUCUUCGAACUUCUCAAGGCCGAGUACGAUCGCAUCUCCUCUGAAAAUGCAUCAUUCAAGGGCUAUCGCGGCGAUUGGGCUCGCAAGGUCGAUGAACAAGCCGCAGAACUCAACGCAAUGCUCGGUGAAUUGCACGACCUCGAACGUAAGCAUUUACUCGUUAAGGAGCAGUACGAAGCAGAGAUCAUGCGUCUCAAAGGCCAAACCCCGCCUCCGCUUUCUGCCGCAGCCCAAGCUGCCGCAGCUCAACAACAACAACAGCAGCAACAACAACAGCAACAGCAGCAACAGCAGCAACAGCAGCAACAGCAGCAACAGCAGCAACAACAGCAGCGGCACUCACAGCAGCCUGGUCAGACUCAAUACUCCUGAAUCUUUUUCCCAGAUACCGCCCUACUCGUCUAACAUUCCUGGAGACCAGCAACCACUUCCUGCUAUGUUUGCAUCUCGCGGCAUGAGCGCGAAUCCUCAAGCCCAUCCGUCCCAACAACCUGCUCAGGGUCCCCGCUCAGGACCUCAACCCGGACAACCAGGAGCGCCAGUCCGUCUUAUGGGUAUGUCUGGCGUGCCUCCAUCUGGCGUCCCACCACCUGGAAGCCAGCCACCUAUGUCUCCCAUGAAUACUGGCAGGCCAUCGUCCCUAUCGCGCCAGCCAGCAUCUUCACUCGCAGGAAAGAUUCCGUCGAUGUCUCUCAUGCCGCCGAAUGGUACGACGCAAGGGCAUGCGCACGGGAAUAGGAAAGACUCAGGUAUUAUCGGUCCAGGGAUGGGACCUGGCAGUCUUGGAAGCGGUGCGCCCGGGGGCCUUGGACUGGGUGCCUCUAGCACAGGACCUCCAGGCGCUCCAAGCACCGGAUCCAUGAUUGUUGGCGUGCCUGGUGCAGACGAAAGUGUGACGAUAGGGUCAGCCGGCACGCCAGGCACUAGAGGUUUGCGAGCUGGCGUGAGCGGCCCGACCGGACCUGGUGGAAACCCGUCGUUUCCAAGUGCUGGUGGUCGCGCGGAGAUGUUGAGGACCACGGUCGGAAUGCCGUUAUCGGGGCCUCGGCCGCUGACUGAUCCGGACUGGACGGUAUAUCAUGAGCCGUCGGCGACGCGAGCGGUCGUAAACACAGAAAUACGGCUACAGAACACACUUGAGCUGAAUUCGGUUGUAUGCUGCGUUCGAUACAGCUGGGACGGGGCAUAUCUUGCGACAGGGUCGAACCGGGUAGCUCAUGUAUUCAACGCAAACACCGGGGCGAUUAUUGCGUCGUUUGCUAAGGAGCCUGCUCCAGAACGAGAGGACGGAAAUUCACCAGAUAGUUACGUUCGGGCGGUUUGCUUUUCGCCGGAUGGGAAUUGGCUGAUUACGGGAGCGGAGGAUCAUGUGGUGAAGGUGUGGGACGUACGGAGCCGACAGGUGAAGCAUCGAUUGGAAGGACACGGGACGGACAUUUACUCUGUCGACGCAAGUACGGACGGGCAGUUUAUCGUCUCCGGAUCUGGGGACAAGAAAGCCAAGCUCUGGCAGCUGGAGACGGGAAAAUUGCUGCGCACACUCGGUGGUGAACACGGACCAACAGAUGGGAUCACUUCUGUGUCGAUCAGUCGAACCAGUAAGCAUGUGGCUGCGGGAUCACUGGAUAAGAUUGUACGAGUGUGGGAUGUGGAAACAGGGCGGAUGGUGCGAAAACUAGAAGGGCACCAGGAUUCGGUUUACUCUGUAGCAUUUUCACCGGAUGGGCGACUGCUUUUGUCCGGAUCGCUCGACAAGACGCUCAAGCUGUGGGAUCUUUCUGUGCCGCAAGGGCCUGGACAAUGCCGGCUGACAUUUAAGGGGCACAAGGACUUUGUGCUGAGCGUGGCGUUCAGCCCGAACGGGAGGUGGUUGAUGUCUGGAUCCAAGGAUCGGACAGUGCAGUUCUGGGACCCACGGCAAUCGACGAUGUGCUUGAUGCUCCAAGGGCACAAGAACUCUGUGAUUAGUAUAGCACAUAGCCCGAUGGGGAAUAGCCUUGCCACGGGGUCUGGAGAUUGCCAUGCGCGGACCUGGACGUAUUAAUAGAGCAGUGUAUGUCCGUUGUGUAAAGUGAGUCGUGUACACGUGUUGGACGAUAUUGGUGUAUA